GACUUCAGCGCCCUCUACCUGCGCAAGAUCGCCACAGAAUUCGCAGAUGAUCUCGAUAAAGUACGCGAAGCACCUGAUUUCAAAGCGAGUAGCGUGCCGAUGCUUAUUCAUGCGUUGAAGCAAGGGGAGACGUUGUUUAGUGGGGAGGAGAGGAGGAGGGUUGUUGGUGCUGCUAGUAAA
Bipolaris victoriae FI3 is the source of this 180-nucleotide messenger RNA. RefSeq lists its product as hypothetical. The transcript has a single exon. Lineage: Eukaryota; Fungi; Ascomycota; Dothideomycetes; Pleosporales; Pleosporaceae. The annotation marks the transcript as partial. Gene Ontology annotation, cellular component: preribosome, large subunit precursor. Gene Ontology annotation, biological process: ribosomal large subunit assembly. The record is from RefSeq and is a predicted model, not a curated record.